Molecule: messenger RNA, 1624 nt
Organism: Penaeus chinensis
Lineage: Eukaryota; Metazoa; Arthropoda; Malacostraca; Decapoda; Penaeidae
Product: 4-galactosyl-N-acetylglucosaminide 3-alpha-L-fucosyltransferase FUT6-like
Exons: 4
Coding region: 93-1532 (479 amino acids)
Cellular component (GO): membrane
Molecular function (GO): alpha-(1->3)-fucosyltransferase activity
Source: RefSeq, a predicted model, not a curated record
CUGGCAUCAGCUCAAAAAGGGGACUGACCUAAGGAGACUGAAAAAAACGAAAAACUUAUAUCACUCGAGAGGAGAAAUGGAAGAACGUGAGAAUGUUUGUGAAUUCUGAGAAGGGUGAAUUUACAAUGUACUACAUAAGACGAACAUGUAAAAAGAGUGUUCCUCGCAGAACUAGGAUGAGCUUUGCCCGUUGCCAUGACUCUUCCAAGAAGCUUUACUGUGCCAUCGUCCUCUUCUGCGCGCUCUCCAUAUUCGCCCUCACCUCGAGACUGGGUAACCAGAGGGAAACACAGGCGACGAGCAGGUUUCCAGAAGAACCGGAAAGCUUUGUGUCGUGGAGGAACCUCUCUCGAAAGCAGGUUAGCAGCCUCUCUGUCCUGGGCAGGAGAAUGUUCCUGGAGGAGGAUGUGGGAACGCCUCAGGACAGGAACUUCACCAUCCUCGUGUGGCAUUAUGUUGACUUUACGGAAAAGAGGUUGGUCUACCGCUUCGGGGACGUCAAAGUGGAUCCGUUCGAUGACUGCUCUGUCCACAACUGCCACAUCACCUACGAGGAGUCAGCGGCCCCCACAGCAGACGCGGUCUACAUCCACUUCCAUCGCACUCUAGGGCCUCACACCUUCCCGAAGCGCAGCGGCCCAGACCAAGUAUGGAUCUGGGGGACGGACGAGAGUCCGGUGCACAACUUCUGGAAAGCGAAAGACAAAAACCUGAAACACUAUAAUGGCUAUUUUAAUUGGUCCAUGACCUUCCGAAUGGACAGCGAAGUUCCGGUGCCCUACGGAAGAACGCUCAGGCUGCCAGACAACCAAACCGCCCUCCAGCCCGAGGACGUCUUCGCCAUGAAGCCCAAGUUAGCGGCGGUGAUGAUGACCAACUGUCAUCAGAGUUCGAAUAAUAGACUUCCUUAUAUCAGACACUUACAAAAACAUAUGAAAGUCGAUUUUUAUGGACGGUGCGGCAGUUUGAAUUGUCCAGGUCAUAUAAGAAAAGACUGUGAGCUUCUUGACAAAUAUAAAUUUUAUUUGUCAUUCGAAAACAGCAACUGUCAUGAUUACAUAACAGAAAAGGUCUGGUGGAAUGCGCUGGAGAAGAAGGCAGUCCCGGUGGUGAUGGGGGGGCGGGCGGACGACUACCGGCGGAUGCUGCCUCCCGAUUCCUUCGUCCACGUGGAUGACUUCGAGACGCCCGAGGACCUCGCCAAAUACCUUAAAUUCCUUGAUUCAAACCGGGAGGCGUACAUGAAGUACCACCAGUGGAGACACCAGUACAAGGUCGUACAAGAGCACGGUUACUUCGGGGCGCCCAUUUACCACUACUGCCGCAUCUGCGAGGCCCUCAACUACAACGACCGCACGCCCAAGACAUACAACGACCUGGAGGCCUUCUGGGGCAAGAAGCAGCAGUGCCACCCCCCACGUGGCCAGAGCGCCUCGAGAGGGCAGCCCGAGACAGGAAAGCUUGAAGGCGCGAAAAGUUAUUGUUAUUGCUAUUGCCUUGUCCCUGGUCACGUGACACUACAGUUCGAAUAGAGAAGAAACUGAAAACAAUACAUAGUUAUUGUGUUCCUUUUGGUAUCUCAUAUGUGAUUAUAUUUAUGAAAAAAUAGGUCCUAUUUUUUGUA